AUGGAUAAUUACAGCGAAAAUAACAAUAAUAACAAAAAUACUAACAGUAAAAAUAAUAGUUUUGUUCCUUUGUUGCAGCCAUUGAUGAAUGGGAAAAAGGAGAGACGGAGACCAAAAGAGCCAUGGAAAGGAGAGUUUGUGAAGAGCAUUGUGUACGCGGGCCUUGACGCCAUAGUGACGUCAUUCUCCCUCAUCUCAUCGAUCUCCGCCGGCCGUCUUUCCUCCGUUGAUGUUUUGGUGUUGGGAUUUGCAAAUCUUGUGGCGGACGGGAUAUCAAUGGGGUUCGGAGAUUUCGUGUCGAGCAGCACCGAAAGAGACGUGGCUAAUAGGGAGAGGUCCGUGGCGGAAUGGGAUGUUGAAAACCAUAGGAGGAUUCAACAACAAGAGUUAGUCUCUCAUUAUCUAGCACUCGGGAUGAAUGCUGAUGAUGCAGCCUCGGUCGUGAGCGUGUUCGCCAAGUACCCACACAUACUAGUCGACGAGAAACUUAUGACACCACCAGACGAGACGGACAAGCCGUGGAAAAGUGGGAUCGUCACUUUCGGAGCCUUUAUGGCCUUUGGAUGUGCUCCGAUUCUCGCAUUCAUCAUUCUCAUCCCAUUCACAAACAACGACAAGGUUAAGUUUGCCGGGGCUUGUGUUCUUUCUGCAUUGGCACUUGUACUCUUAGGUGUCCUCAAAGCGAAAAUCGCAGGCCAAAACUAUGCCGUCUCUAUGGGUAUAACCCUUCUUAACGGAGCCAUAGCCGGUGGUGCGGCUUAUGGUAUCGGCUGGACUCUAAGGAAUGUUGCUGGCUUGGAAGAAUAAUGUUUUUUCUAUCAAGUACUCUUUUUUGUUGUUAUCUUUAUGUGCUUUGUCAAUCAAUAUGUUGAAAUCAAUGACUUGUGUGAAGAGGAACAUUUUG
This is a messenger RNA of Striga asiatica, 904 nucleotides long. NCBI's taxonomy places the organism in Eukaryota, Viridiplantae, Streptophyta, Magnoliopsida, Lamiales, Orobanchaceae. The record is from the annotation of a GenBank genome assembly.